AUGAUAAAGGAGCUUACAUUACGGCAAGGUGUUUAUCAUGGUAUGUAUGGCACCGACACACAUUACGAAAAAGUACUACAAGCCUUGCAUCUUGCUCCAAAUGAGUUUGCAACGGAGGAGAAGUGGUUAUGCGUGCCGGAUAUGGGCCACAUUGUUGCUACGAUGUACCAGGUGCUUAUUUCAACUGACUUUCCUUUGCCAACGGUUAAUCCACAAUGGAUGUAUCAUUGUACUGUUGAAGCUCGUGGUUGGCAGCUACCAUACCUGGAUCGCAUGGCCCUAUUCAACAAACUCUCCCAAGAGGCAAAUGCAGACAUACAUAAGGUCGAUGGAAUCAUAAAUCUCGCUGAAGAUUAG
This is a messenger RNA of Lotus japonicus, 357 nucleotides long. RefSeq lists its product as uncharacterized. Bases 1 to 357 code for a protein of 118 amino acids. The record is from RefSeq and is a predicted model, not a curated record. The transcript has 2 exons. Lineage: Eukaryota; Viridiplantae; Streptophyta; Magnoliopsida; Fabales; Fabaceae.